GUGAGGAGGAGAGGAAUGAGCGCAGGAAUGGCCUCAAGGAAGCAAGGAAUCGGGUGGGCCCGGGGGUCCCAGAGAACCCGAUGGGGAGUCUGCCUGGCGGUUUCGUUCUGCCUCCUCCAGCUCCAGGGAGUACGCUGCAAGUGCUACUUCCAAGCUCAAGCCCCCUGCCACCACGAGGGGAAGCGCUUCACCCUGGGAGAGUCUUGGCUCCGCCCCGACUGUUUCCACUGCACCUGUCUGCAUCCCGUCGGCGUGGGCUGCUGCGAUACCUCCCAGCACCUCAUCGACUUUCCAGGCAACUGCGAGGUGCGGCGGGACCCCGGGACCUGCCGGAUCACCCUGGUACAGAAAACCGAUCCCCGACUGCCCUGCAGCGGGGGGCCCCCUAACCCCGAGUGGGGCUCUGCCAGCACCUCUGGGCCAGGGAUUCCCUCAGCCCCGCGGGACCCUACUGACCGGCCCCUCCGCCCAACUGCCUAGCCUGGCCACAACUACUGCCGCUGCCACCGCCUUCGGGGAAACCACUAGCAGCUGCGACUUUAUUCUAAUAAAUAAGUU
Molecule: messenger RNA, 558 nt
Organism: Tachyglossus aculeatus (Australian echidna)
Lineage: Eukaryota; Metazoa; Chordata; Mammalia; Monotremata; Tachyglossidae
Gene: MSMP
Product: microseminoprotein, prostate associated
Exons: 3
Coding region: 16-480 (154 amino acids)
Source: RefSeq, a predicted model, not a curated record